AUGGCUAAGCCCAGUUCUUUGCCGUCUUCAUAUUCCUUGUUCUUGAUUUCUUCCAUGCUAUUUACUUCAUUCUUGGUUUCCUCUGAGGCAGAAGUGAAUGGACUAUCAUUUUCCUUCUAUUCCCAAACAUGUCCCAACCUUGAAACCAUUGUCAUUAACCAUCUCAAGAAGGUCUUCAAGCAAGCUCACUGGCAAGCUCCAGCCUUACUGGUCAUUUUCUUCCAUGAUUGCUUUGUUCAGGGAUGUGAUGGAUCUUUGUUACUGGAUGGGAAUCCAGGAGAAAGGGAUGAACCACUGAACAGAGGCAUAAACCAUAAGGCCCUGCAGACCAUUGAUGACCUAAGAGAGCUUGUUCAGAGGGACUGUGGAAGGAUCGUUUCUUGUGCAGAUAUCACUGUCUUAGCAGCUCGUGAUGCUAUUUUUCUUUCUGGAGGACCCUAUAUUAAAGUGCCACUUGGAAGACGAGAUAGUCUGAACUUUAGCAUUGAAGAAGCAAACAACCUUCCAUUACCCUACAACACCACCAAUGUGACCCUCAAAACCUUUGCAUCCAAAAACUUGGAUGUUACAGAUGUGGUGGCCUUAGCAGGUGCACACACUAUUGGUCAUGCCCAUUGCCACACAUUCUACAAUAGGGUUUCUCCUCCAGACCCCAACAUGGACAAAACCCUAGCCAAACUCCUAAAUUCCACUUGUCCCACUACGUACUCACGCAACACUUUCCACUUGGAUAUUAGAACACCCAAAGUGUUCGAUAACAAAUACUACAUUAACUUAAUCAACCACCAAGGUUUAUUCACUUCAGAUCAAGAUCUGUACGCAGAUAAUAGGACAAAGGGGUUGGUGGAGACCUUUGCACUUGACCAAACCUUAUUCUUCCAGAAAUUCAUGGAUGCUUUUAUAAAGAUGAGCCAAUUGAAUGUGUUGACAGGGAACAACGGUGAAAUUCGUGCAAAAUGUAAUGUGAUAAAUGAUGAGAGAUCUAUAGUGGCGUCUAUGGUGGAUGACAUUGUACAAUUACCUAAUUAG
Molecule: messenger RNA, 1029 nt
Organism: Sphenostylis stenocarpa
Lineage: Eukaryota; Viridiplantae; Streptophyta; Magnoliopsida; Fabales; Fabaceae
Source: the annotation of a GenBank genome assembly